AGGAGAUAAAAACAAAAUGUAAACAUUUCCGAUGUGAAAAAGAUUACUUUUCUUCACUUAUAUCGAUGUUAAACACUUAAUCUUGCGAUUUCUGAUUGUGACAACAUACCUUAGAUUGUGACAACAAAUCUCAAAUUGUGACAACAUUCAUUAUAUUGGACAACAUACAAAUAUAUCAAUAUGAAAUGUGGACUCAUUAAAUCUACCAACCAAGAGGAAGUUCCUCUUAAGAACAUAUCUGUAAAUGUAGAAAUUCAAGGAUUUGUCUCCAACACCGAAUCCACUUUGUUAUAUGAGAAUUCAUCUGAUGAGACAUUUGAAGCAACAUUUUUCUUCCCAUUGGAUGACCAAAGUGCAGUAUAUAACUUUGAGGCUGAGAUUGAAGGACGUAUCAUUGUAGCAGAGUGCCAGGAAAUUGAACAGGCUAAAAAGACGUAUGAAGAUGCAAUACAGGCCGGUCGAAGUGCAUUUAUUCUUGAAGAAGAUCGCAACACUGGAGAUAUAUUCAAAUGUACUGUGGGUAAUGUCCCUGCUAAAACAGAUGUCAAGAUUAAGCUCUCAUAUGUUAGUGAUUUAACAAUUGAAGCAGACAAGAGUGUGAAAUAUGUACUGCCCAUCGUACUUAAUCCAAGAUACAGUCCAGAGGGAUCCGCUCAAAAUACAGAAAAGCCAAAUGAUGCCAUCAAUUUCACAAAGGGCUCAGAGAUUCCAUAUUCACUAGAAUGUGCAGUGCACCUGACGUCAGAUUAUGUCAUUAAUGAUGUCAAAGCUAACAAAUAUGAUGUCAAUGUGGAAUAUGAGGACAAUGAGAAGAAAAGGGCAAAGGCCACACUACGAGAAAGCUUCAAGUUUGAUUGUGACCUCACAUUCCUUGUCUUCUAUGACCUCACAUUUGAACCUCAUAUGGUACUGGAACAGGGCAGUAAGGAUAAAGAUGGAUACCUUAGCCAGGAUGUUGUCAUGUUAAACUUCUACCCAGAGCUAAAAGAUGUUGAGUUUAGUGGCAAUGCUGAGUACAUCUUUGUAGUGGACAGAUCAGGUAGCAUGGGUGGUAAGAGGAUUAUUCAAGCCAAGGAAACCCUGCAUCUGUUCCUCAAAAGUCUACCUGUAGGAUCUUACUAUAACAUUGUGUCUUUUGGAUCAUCCUACAAAACAUUAUUCAAGAAGAGUCAGGAGUAUAGUAAGAGUAGUUUGGAUGAAGGUCUCCAACUGCAGAAGUCCAUGGGAGCUGAUCUUGGUGGUACAGAAAUAUUGGCACCAUUUAAAUGGAUCUAUGAGCAAGAUAUCUUACCUGGUUACCCAAGACAGAUAUUUCUUUUAACUGAUGGUUCAGUGUGGAACACAGAUGAGGUCAUAAAGCUAGUGAAAGAUAAUGUUAACACAACAAGGGUGUUCACAUUUGGUAUUGGAGAUGGGGCAUCCACUAGCUUGGUAAAGGGUCUGGCUGAUGCUGGCAAGGGGAAAUCAGAGUUUGUGACUGGAUCUGAUAAUCUAAGAGCAAAGGUGAUGUCAUCAUUGAAAUGUUCAAUGCAGCCGUCCAUCAGUGACCUUGACCUUCAAUGGAAUCUCCCAAAAGGGGUAUCAGCUGUGAAAAUACCCAAGCAGUUUCCACCAGUGUUUGCUGAUGAAAAGUUUGUAGUUUAUGCUCUUCUGCAAAAUAUGCCAAGCAUUAUUGAGCCAAACUAUGGAGCAGUUUUGACUGGGACUAGUGGUCAAAGAAAUCUUGAGUAUCAUCUGCAUUUCCCUACUACUCAUACAUCCUCUAUGUCCCUCACACUACAUAGACUCGCUGCCAAACUUCAAAUCAAGGAACUCCAAAAUGAAAAGCCCACAGAGGACCUCAAUGCAGAUGCAUUGAAAAAUCAUGUUGUUCUGAUGAGUGUGUCAGCUAAUGUUGUAUCCAGACACACAGCCUUUGUUGGUGUGGAUAAACAGAAUAAAGAAGCCAUUAAAAUUUCAAAAGUCUACAAUAUUGGAUCAACCAGUGAUCAGGUUGGAAUGGGGCUUUACAGUCGCCAAAUGAUGUGCAUGUCUGCACCUAUGAUGUGCAUGUCUGCACCUAUGCCUGCAAGGAGAAAGGUUGCAUCUGCGCAAUGUCCCCAAAUGAAUAUUAGGAAAAAAUCAAGAGGAAAAGCAAAGAUGAAAAAACUAGCUGCUCCCCCACCACCAGCUCCAGAAACAGCAGAAAUAAUGGAGCUAUGUGAUGCUGAUGAAGAUGAAGAUGUUGGUGUUGUUGCUGAAUUGGGAUCAUGUGAUGGGCCUGCUGUUGCUGCUGCUGUCUCAGCAUCUCAAAACAGUGGAGGUAGAGAGAGAACAGCAAUGGCCAUGGUGAAACUCCAAACAUUCAAUGGAUCAUGGUUACUCGAAAGCACUUUGGCCCACUUGAUUGGAAAAUCAUUAGAUGAUUUGAAAAAACAUUUGGGUGUUCAGUUUCAGAGUGCUGAGAUUCUUGCCACUGUGCUAGCUCUGGCCUGGCUGAGGAAGUAUUGUAUGGAGAGUUUUGCUGAAUGGGAAAUGAUUGAGAGCAAAGCAGAGAAAUGGCUACAAGGAGAGAGUCUCAAUGGAAAAUCAGUGAAUGAACUCAUAAACCUUGCAGCCAAGGAAGUUUAAUAAAUGUUGGAGCUUAAUUUAAAUAAAUUAAAAUAUCUCCUUAGAAGUCUGAAUCAUUCCAUAAGAUAACAGGUACACUGUGUUGGAGAUGUUCGUUAGCAAACUAUUUAAAUGAACAGAGAUUGGCAUAGUUGGCAUAGGGAAUAGCCCCAAUAAAGUAUUGCCCAUUUCUCCAGCUCAGUUGUCACUUUAUUCAGCAAGCAUAGGGACCAGGGAGAACAAAGACGUAAAAAUGAAUUACUUUGUCAAUUGUGGUCAAAGCUGUGGUUACUAGUUACAUUUUUUAAACGGAAUUACUGUCUUACAUUAUGGAAAAUUUAUCUCAAAAAAGAGUCCACAUUCCAAUGUUUAAUAAAAAUAAUUACACCAUCACAUAAAUGAGUGACACCUACAUGUACAGUACAGGUUAUAAUCAUGGAAUAUAACAUAUUUGUAUGGAAGAAGUACAUGUAAUUAUGAAGCAUCUGUGAGCUUUGUCAUAUUUUGUUCUUUCUUGAAUGCCUUUAGCUUUAAUAGUAAGCCAUGUCAAUGUAGUACAGCAAACAGCUAUGAUAUGUAUUUUUCUCUAGUGCAAUAUGAUACCCGUGCUUUGGGUUGAAAAGCUGGUGUAAAAUUAUUUAAUAAAUUUUAAAUAAUAUAGACAGGUCUAUUUUUUAUAUAAUAAGCAGUCUUUGUGUUCAAAGUUUUGGUGAUUGAAAAUAAUUAGUGUUUUAGAGUUGCUCACUGUUAAGUAGAAAAGACCCGAUCCUGGCAUGAUACUUUAGGGUACACCCGGGGGUACACAAGUUGAAGUUACUGUGUAAAUACCUCUGCCUGUUUAUGUAGC
Owenia fusiformis is the source of this 3436-nucleotide messenger RNA. The record is from the annotation of a GenBank genome assembly. NCBI's taxonomy places the organism in Eukaryota, Metazoa, Annelida, Polychaeta, Sabellida, Oweniidae.